Messenger RNA from Penicillium digitatum Pd1, 3186 nucleotides. Lineage: Eukaryota; Fungi; Ascomycota; Eurotiomycetes; Eurotiales; Aspergillaceae. The record is from RefSeq and is a predicted model, not a curated record.
AUGCAUCUCCGACAGAUACAUCCGAGAUGUGGAAACUGCGUGAAGAACAACACCGAAUGUAUAUAUAAUGUGCCAUCCCAAAAAGAGGACGAUGGGCGUGAUGGCUCUUCCCAUAACGCGCACGGUGUUAAACGAAGGCGAGAGAUGUCCCGGACCUUGGAGGAGGAUGUCGACGAGCUCCGGUCACUUUAUGGGCAUUUAAGGCGGGCACAGACGACAGGCGAAAAGCCCGACCCAAGCGCCAUUGAAUUGCGACUUGACAAGCUUAUGUUAAUGAUUGAGCGCCUCGGAGAGAGCGGUCAAACAUUUGAGGACGUGAGGAUGCAGGCAACGGCCCAGGAUGUGAAAGUGGACCCCACCCAGUUGGAUGACCCACGGGCGAGCAAUGAUCUGAACGGCAAUAAAACACCAUCAAGAUCUACCAGCCCACAUGUCUUUGCUGCAGAGUCAAGCAGUGAUGAAUUUCCAAUCCCAUCCGGUCAGGCCACCGACCUAGUAGACCCGGUUGGCAGUCUGAACCUGGGACAUUUGAGCCUAGAGGACGGUGGAAGGUCAAGAUAUGUUGGCACCACGUACUGGGCUUAUAUCUCUGGUGAAAUCAAUGAGCUCAAUAAAUUGCUGAGAGAUCAAAAUAGCUCACACGAUCAGUCUACUCCUGUAAAGAAUAAUGAAUACAUAACAGAUUCGCAUGCCGAUGGUCGACAGUCCUGGAGAGAGUCAACAGGCAGCUCGACACCUUUAAUCGCGCCUAGGUCUCGUUCCUUCCAUCAAUCUAUACUCUUCCCUUCGGGUGACUCUCCUUCAAUCAAUGAAAAUGUGGUAAAGCCAGAAAUGCUUGACCACAUUCCAACCAGACGGCAAAGUCAUAUUCUUUACAAAGGAUUCAUUUCCGGUAUACACGCCAUCAGUCCUGUCAUUCAUCCACCAUCUAUCCUCAAGCUUUACAGGGCCUUCUGGGAUUGGUAUGACUACAGCAGCUAUUCGGGAGAGUCGUGCCCAAAUCCCUCAUUUCUUCCUUUGUUGUACGCUAUAUGGUAUGGCGGCUCGGUGACCAUUUCGAUGCGAGUAAUCGAAGCUGAAUUCAAUGCAUCCUCUCGGUCGGCUCUUUUGACAAUCUACAAUGAGGAAGUUACCAGAUGGCUGACGAAUAUCAAAUUCCCGCGCAGUCCUUCACUUCAAGGCCUCGCUGCCUACCUUAUCGUGCAGACAAUUGUCACGAAGGAGGAAGAGCCUUUGACCACUAGUCUCUUUGUCAGUCUCGCGAUGAGGGUUGCGCAAACCAUGGGCUUGCACCGGGAUCCAGCUAAGUUUGGCAUAGAGCCAUGUGAAGCUGAGUAUCGACGCCGUUUAUGGUGGCACAUUAUGCAUAUGGACGGUGUCGUUGCAAUGUCAAGUGGUCUGCCCCCACUUGUCAAUGACGAGAAUUAUUGUGAUGUGUGCGAGACGAGUGAACUGAAAGAUACGAUGCUAGGUACCCCCGCUGCAGAGUCCUACAUGGAACAGGUUGCUUCGCGGGAGCGGCUGCCUGAUAAUCCUGAUGAUCCCGCUAUAUGCGGCGGGCCAUCAAUGGUCAACGUCUACUACCUCACCGCAAGGGGGAAAUAUAUCAUGGCUCGCGCUGUCCGCCGAAUCUUGAAAAUCCAGCUUGGAAUAACGCCCCUCACCAGGCAGGACAUGGAGGAUCUCCGGUCCAUACUUCUUGACUUGCAGCUGAAACUGAAUUCCAUCAUCCGCCGGAUUCCAGUGGGGAAUGACGUUGAUAAAUUGGCAAUGACAGACCAAGCGGAUUCCAUGUUUAAAUCUCCCGUGGGCCACUCUUCCAACGCAAAGCUUCCAGGCGAAGGUCCCACCGGAUGCCCAGAACACUAUCACUCACCGGUUCUUGUCUUUUUCCACAAAUGGGCGAAGAUCAUCCUUUCCUUGUAUAUUGACAAGGUGCGCCUUCUUGAUCAUUACUGGUUUCACACUCAACUGACCUUCCUUAUGGGCUUUCUGCGUGGCCUACCAGCCUUUUCUGAAGAACGCUCGCAGCCGGAUUUGGCCAGCGGCACGCCAGAGGUUUGCACACACCUUCAAAAAAUGGGUACACGUACUGAUAUUGAUAGUGCCCUUCGGCACUGCCACGGUUUCAUGGAAAAGUUCAUCCAACUCGCAACGGAUCCUGAUUUCCAGCCCUUUCACUGGAGCUGGCCUGGGAUCAUGCUUAUUGACCUAUAUGAGCGACCUUACAGCCCUGAAGCAUCCAGGUCCCGCGCGUUCAUCGAUAGCAUACUCGCACUUUCUGGCCCGGAUGGAGGCGUCGUGGGUGGUGAAGACGGUGUCUCAACACAACGGCCAUUGAAGGACGGUGGCCGCGAAGCCUGGGAUAUGAUUCGCCGUCUUCGCCAGAAGGCUUGGCAAAAGGCUGGCCUCAAUCCGCGAAUGCUCUGGACCGAAAAAGACCAGAUCCAGGCUGGGGUCGCUUCAUCAAUUGACUCUCGCGGGGAUUCUGACUCUCCUUGCUCAGAUCCCUCUCACGCCGGAUCUCCAGAUUCAGCAUCACCCAGUCAUCCCUCAACACACAACCCCCCCCGCUUCCACACGUUCUCGAAUCCUGUUACUCCGAUUGCUACUAAAAGCCGUUUGCAACACCAAUGCCAACCGCAGGAUAAACCCUUACAUCCAGUUUCACAUUCCCAAUUCCAUCUCACCCCAGCCGGUUAUCCCAUACCUCCCGGCACUAGUGCCUCCUCGCCCAAUACGGACCCCACAUUUGGUGCACCUCCGCCUACACAAUCUUCUGCAUCCACUCCUCCCGCCUCACAUGCUCAGUAUUCAGAUUCUGACAUUGCUGCUUCUGUUGGAAUGCCCUUCAUGGACCCUGCGCCUUUUCAUGUUUUGCCUACAGGAGUUCCCACACCGCCAUCGAUAGUCGACCCCAAUUUCAACUUCGACUGGGACCAGUGGGAUGCUGUGUUCGGUCAACAUCUUCCUGUUGCAGAUGAUCUGAUGGAAUUGGACCCCGUUUCGGGUCUUGAUUUGACCCAUACCAGAAUUGCCUCAACGUUAAAUGGCUUCAGUUCUAUCGACACGUCUACUUCCUAUGUCAAUGGUAUUCCACUUCCAACCUCCUCUCCAGAGGAGAGUUUCGCGUCGUGGAAUGAGAACGAUGGAGCUGAUGGACUGGGAUAUUCCAAAUGCCCUUAG